CGCUGCUCUGCGUCUGCGCAUGCGCAGUUCUGCCCCAAAACAUGGCGACUCGGAGCUGUGAAAAGUGCUGAAUUCUCGCCACAUUUCGACAAAAUCGCGAAGGUUUGCAUUGAGAUCUCUUCAGUAUCUCAGUAGUUUUUGCAGAAGCUGAUGGUCAGCAUGGGCCGUACGGCACUGAAAGAUCAGAAAGACAGUAAGAAAGAUAAGACAGGCAGAAGUAUGGCCCUCACAGGUCCUGGACCAGUCAAAGUGACUGAGUCGUUCUUAUGGGAGGAGUAUUUAAAAGAGACGUCUGCUGUUCCCGCCCCUCCCAGCUCUUUCAGACAGUCUCGGAUUCCCCCGUCUAAUGACUUCAAAGCCGGUAUGAAACUGGAAGCUCGGGACCCUCGUAACUCCACCUCCACCUGCAUCGCCACGGUGAUGGGCAUGAUGGGCGUGAGGCUGCGCCUACGUCUGGAUGGCAGCGACAACACCAAUGACUUCUGGCGAUUGGUUGACUCCUCUGACAUACAGCCAAUUGGAACCUGCGAGAAGAACGGAGAUAUGCUACAACCACCACUAGGUUUCAGGAUGAACGCCUCGUCGUGGCCCAUGUUCCUCCUCAGGACUCUGAAUGGAGCUGAAAUGGCUCCUGCGAUGGCAUUUAAAAAGGAGCCCCUGCGGCCUCCUCAGAACGGCUUUAAACCCGGCAUGAAGUUGGAAGCCGUGGACAAGAAGAAUCCGUACCUGAUCUGCCCGGCCACCAUCGGCGAGGUGAAGGGUGAAGAAGUCUUCGUGAUGUUCGAUGGUUGGAGAGGAGCGUUUGAUUACUGGUGUCGGUACGACUCGAGAGAUAUCUUCCCUGUGGGCUGGUGUGGUGUAACCAAACACAGCCUGCAACCACCCGGCAACAGCAUCUCCAUUCCGAAGCCUCUUCCUACACCGUCCUCUUCCUCAACGUUCUCCGGCUCCAAACCGACACGACGCUCCAUGCAGGCUCCGUAUCGUCUGUCCAUGCCUCUUCCUCAGCUCCCGGUGCGUAAGGGCAUCAGAGGAAGACGGCCGAAGAGCGAGACCAUCGCGCUGAUGAAAGCCCUCGCCGUUUCUGCCGCCGCCCAGGACACGGACUCAUCGGCAGGGGUCACGCCCCAAAUCACACCCGUCACCCAGCUCAUCCCUCGCCCGUACAAGAAGAGGGGACCUAAACCGGGCAGCAAGAGGAAGUCCAGGAUGUUUCCGAGCUCCAUGUGUAUAGCAGCGACCUCAGACUUAAGAGUGCCCACGUCUCAGAUGAGCGCUGACGGACCGUCCACUGUGGGUUCCCCAUCGUCUGUGGUUUCUACCGUCUGUGUGUAUGUGAACAAACACGGGAACUGCGGCCCACAUUUGGACCGUAAGCAGGUUCAGAGACUCCCGGAUCAUUUCGGGCCGGAGGCGGUGAAUCUUGUCUUACAGCAGACGGUUCAGGCCUGUUUGGACUGCGCUUACCAACCCAAAGUUCUUCUGGGAUGCCUACAGAGUCAAGGAGGGAGCGGAGAGGUGGUCAAGGUGCGCACAGAUGGAGGGACGCGGCUGGUGAAACUUCCAUCUGCAUCCAGCGCUGCAUUCGUGUUGCGUUUCUUGGAGCUGGUGUGUCGACACCUGAUGUGUGAUAAUCUGUUCAGCAGUCAACCGUUCAGUCCACACAACACUUAUGACCGCGGUAAAUCGGUGAAAGAGGAGCUGAUGUCAGACGCUAUGAACAGAGGAGUAAAGCGGAUCUCCAGAGAUUCUCCUCCAUACUGCGCUCCUCUCUCUCCAAAACUCCUUCACACAGACACACACCCAUCAGAAGCUGGAACUCUUCCACCAGAGGAGAAUGGAUUACUGAAGGAACAGAGCUUCAUGGACUCCGCCUCCAAUUCCAUGACGCCCCGCCCACAGACCUUGAGAAGCACCUCAGAAUAUCAGUCUCCACCCAGCAGCCCGUAUUACCAUGGCAACGCUCCACCCCUGCGACGACAGGCCUCCAACCCCCCAACACAGACACACAGACGGGUAGAGGCAGCGAGCUCUACCACAGGUCCUGAUGCUGGUGCAGAUCGUGAUGGUUCGAGGACCUCGGGCAGAGCUCCCUCCUCCUGGUCUAUAGAGGAAGUGAUGCAGUUCGUACGAGACGCAGACCCCACAGCUUUGGCUCCACACGCUGAACUCUUCCGGAAACACGAGAUCGAUGGAAAAGCGCUGAUGUUACUACGCAGUGACAUGAUAAUGAAGUACAUGGGUCUGAAACUCGGGCCUGCGCUUAAACUCUGUCAUCACAUCGAGAGACUGAAGCAAGGCAAACAGUAAACACACACACACACACACUGUUUAGACUGGAUUAAACUGGAUCAGACCAGCAAUCUCACAACCACACCAGAACAGAGGGGGUUGAUGGGUAAUGAGUGUGUGCUGUUAACACACUACACUGCUGGACACAUUUCUCUCUCCAGGAUAUCCAUUAACUUUACAUUCACCAGAGACUGAUGAGGAACAUUCUGUGGAGUCUGUGGAGAUACAGAAAUGAUAAUCCACCCUAGUACCUCCUCAUUUUAGAGAACGCAGAGACGGAUCGCUGGAGUUGGUUCUUACAGGACACUUAUCUUAUCAAGUCUGAUGGUCUUUGUUUAUAUCACUACCUCCCGGUGAUGUCAUCCCUUACGAAAAUGAACCAGAGGUGGACGCUACUUAAGUAUUUUACUUACAAAGCGCUGUACAGAAACCGUUAAAACAACGAAGAUAAAGCACACAAAAAAGAUUAACCUAAAAAAAAUGAGUUUUAAGAUGAGAUUUACAAAUAUUAAGAGAUUUAGAUUACAAUUCUUUACCGACUGAGAUUAGGCAAAGUUUUUGAGCUAACACAAAAGUGUUGAUCAAUCACUCAGCAAUAAUGAAUGACAGCAUUGGACGCAAUCUGGCAAUAUUUCUAAGAUGGAAGAAGAAUGAAAUUUUAACAGUAUCUCAAGCGAUAGAUUGGCAUCAAAAUGUAUUUCUAGAUUCCUUGGUUUAGUUUGAAACUCCACAUUUGAACCAUCAGGAGUUACAGUGACCGCCUCAGCUUUGCGUAGUUGGUGGGGUGAACCAACAAGCAUAAUCUUAGUCUUUUCACUGUUUAGAGAAAGAAAAUGAUCUGUCAUCUAUUACCUUAGAAAUACACUCAGAAAGACAAUUAACGGGCACAAUUUCAUUAGGUCUGAAUAGAAAUUAAAUUUUAAACCAGGAGAUCUCAAAAGCUGGCCAAAAGGAUAAACAUAAAUAUUAAAAAGAAGAGGGCCCAAAAUUGACCCCUGGGGGAUGCCAGACUGCACAACAUUAACCUAAAGCAUAUAAUCAUACUGUUAAUCAUUACAUAAAUCAUUACAUAAAAAUUGUUUGCUUUCGUACUUUUAUUCAAGUAAUUAUUUAAGAAAAAAAUACUUUUACUUAAGUAAUUUACUAGAUGUUUAAUGUACUUACAUAAUAAAUGUAAAACAAAAACUUGUAUUUAUGAAUUGUAGUGGAGUAAAAAUUAUGAUAUUAUGCUUUGGAAUUUAUGCUUUCCAAAGAAACACUAAUAAAAUAUGAAUACUUGAAAAAGGUACUGAAGUAGAAAGUAAAAAUACUUAAUUACUGUCCACCUCUGAAAUUAACCAUGGUUUUUACUACACUUAAAACCAAACUUUGGUUUUCCUAAGAGUAAUCAAUACACCAAAAAACAUGGUUCAUGUUUGUAAGGGAUCAUACUCUGCCACAGGGUUUGUGGGUCUAUGAUAUAAAAUAUUUCUGUUUCGUUUUUAAAAACCAAAAGUCCUGCAUCAUAGGAAAUUUGUGGAUGUUAUAUAUUCAGUUCCCAUGAUGCAUUCACAAGCAAACUGUGCAUUUGAAUAACAGUAAAGGUGAACUGAAAAACAUUUUCUCACCCUCGUGUCCUUCCAAAUCUGUUUGAAUUUCUUCCAUGAAACACAAAUUUUUUUGAUCAUAUUUUGUAAUGAAAUCCAAACGAACCCAAAAAAAGUUGUUUGGGUUUUAAGCAACAUGAGGCUGAAUAAAUGAUGACCGAAUAAAUGAGUGUUCAUAGGACUUCUGUCAGCAGGUGAAUCCACUGUUUUUACAUCACAUUUUAAAGUUUAACAUGAAAUAAAGGAGGGUAUCUCAAAAUGUUGUAGAAAAUAUGAUCAGAGUUUUCCAACCAGUCUGACAGCACUAAUGUGAAAACCAGACGUUUAUUUUUAACAGAGCAGAUAUCUGCUGUCUAAACCCUCAGAUUGUCUUUUAUUAAUCGAUCUCUGUCUGUCUUUCUGUUGUAUAUCCAAUAUAACCAAUGAUUUUUUUUCCUGUCAUUCAGUUUUAACUCUGAAUUUAGUCUUGUAUUUAUGUUCCAGAACAUUCAGAGGAGUUUUAAGAUGUUGUUUGAUUUGUCUUUUUUUUACAGAAACUACUUUCAUUCGAGUCCUCUGUUAUAAUGUUUGUAUUCUGUCAGGAUUUGAUUCAAUGUAGACGUGAACUGUCAGACGUCCUCUCCAGAUGAAGCAGUAUUUAAAACACUGUAUUACAACAGUGUAAAACCAAUGGGUUUGAUAGAUAAACCCAAAGAACUGAAAGUGGUCAUCAGUUUAAAAUCUUCUAUCACUGCUGUAGUGUCAUUGAAAUAUCACUUUAAUGGCGUAACACGACUGCCGGUGUGUUCGAUUUCAACUGUAUCUCCCAAGUUUUUAUUUUUUUUAAUGCUCAUUGUUAGACCAGACCUGAGUGGUGUACUAUGGAUCUAACCUUAAACCUCAGCAACACGAAUGUACAUUUUUGUAGAGAAGAAAUAUUUUAAACUACACGCGUUGUAUGGGGAGGCGGGGCAUGUGAAGAUGAUUUUUGUGGGGUGGGCGGGGGGGUUGGUUUUUGUGGCUCUUGUUGUUAAAUGAACCUUGUACUACCUUCCGAUGCUUUUUACUGGGAGGAAACAUCCAUUUUAAAGGACUACAUUUAAAUGGCCUCUGCUUUCCUUUGACACUUCUCAGGUUUCCGCCGUCUUUUGUAACGUAGCAUUUCAAGUUAGUUGUGAAUAUGACGUCUGUACGUUUUAGUUAAGAACAUGCAUUUGUAAUAUUGUGCCAUAUAGUAAAUGACAUGAUUGGAUACCAAUAACAUCUGAAGAAAGAUCAAAUAAUCAUCACACUUUCGUCUUGGUACCGAUGAUAUUUUUAAUCAUGUUUUUAAAGAUAAUGCAUUGUUCACAUACACAUUUUCAACAUUUUAAACGAUACAAAUAAUAAAUAAAUAAUUUAAACAUGAAA
Paramisgurnus dabryanus is the source of this 5267-nucleotide messenger RNA. RefSeq names its product sex comb on midleg-like protein 2. Gene Ontology annotation, molecular function: chromatin binding; histone binding. Gene Ontology annotation, biological process: negative regulation of DNA-templated transcription. Gene Ontology annotation, cellular component: nucleus. Lineage: Eukaryota; Metazoa; Chordata; Actinopteri; Cypriniformes; Cobitidae. The record is from RefSeq and is a predicted model, not a curated record.